Hipposideros armiger (great roundleaf bat) is the source of this 2613-nucleotide messenger RNA. It is a transcript of the gene PKIA, whose product is annotated as cAMP-dependent protein kinase inhibitor alpha. The transcript is spliced from 5 exons. The record is from RefSeq and is a predicted model, not a curated record. Lineage: Eukaryota; Metazoa; Chordata; Mammalia; Chiroptera; Hipposideridae. Gene Ontology annotation, biological process: negative regulation of protein kinase activity. Gene Ontology annotation, molecular function: cAMP-dependent protein kinase inhibitor activity. The coding region runs from base 227 to 580 and encodes 117 amino acids.
GGCUGGCGGCGCGCACGGCCGGGCGCCGAGGCACUGCGGUCCGGGCGGCGGGCGCGGGGACGGGCGCCGACUCCCUCCCGAGAAGUUUCCUGAGUUUCUGGGACUGGUUUCCCCCAAAGCAGUGAUUUCUAGUAGAAGUCUGAAGACCUGAUCAAAGGAAAAAAAAAUCCAGUACAGCCAAUGAAUUAAGGACAAGAAGGUUUCCACUCAGCACCGUAAGUAACAGAUGGAAUGUAAGCAGUCAAAUCUGUCGAAAGAAUCGAUGAGUCCCCUUGAUUCUAAGGAUAACUAUAAAACCAACGGAGACCCCAUAUUUGCCAAGUCCCUGCUAUGUGGAUAUUUGUUAGCAAUGACUGAUGUGGAAACUACAUAUGCAGAUUUUAUUGCUUCAGGAAGAACAGGUAGAAGAAAUGCAAUACAUGACAUCCUGGUUUCCUCUGCAAGUGGCAACAGCAAUGAAUUAGCCUUGAAAUUGGCAGGUCUUGAUAUCAACAAGACAGAAGGUGAAGAAGAUGCCCAGCGAACUUCAACAGAACAAAGUGGGGAAGCUCAGGGGGAAGCAGCGAAACCCGAAAGCUAACACCCCCCUUUGAUCUUCGUCCACACGUGACCAUGUCUCCAACCUCCAGGCCUGGCUGGGAGGCAUCUGUGCCCAAGAGGGAAAAGGGGGAACAGAAAAUGGCUGUGCUGCUCACUGUCCUGUUGAAAAUGGGGGCAGAGGCUGUGGCUGCAGACAGACUUUUCUCUACCUCUGUCAUUAGUAAUGGCUGAAAUCAUGUGGCUUGUGUUCGGGCGUCAUUUUUGUGCGGACCCUUUCACUUGACCACGUGAUGAAAUGCUUGUAGAGAGUAGCACCGACCUGGAUGACGAUUCUUCCUGUAGCAUCUCAGAGGAUUUAAUUGUGUCUAAUUGCAAAGGGUUGGUUGAACCCCAGAGUUUAAGUGUCUCUGGCCCAGGUAUUCAGCCAGUAAGAGAACCAUCCAGAAAGCACUGUUUUCUGCGUUACGUACCCGUGUGUUCCUGCUGUGUUAUUUACACUGUUUUGUAUUGUACAAUAUAGAUGCUCGGCACUGCCCCCCCCCUUCUUUGAUUGCUCAUGAAAAACAAAAACAAUGUACGUUACUGUGAAUUUUUAUACCACUCAUUUUUAAAAGGGCUGUCUUCUUUUUUUCUCCAUUGUGUGGUGGUGUACACAGGAUACAGCACUUUAAAAACAAAACAAAACUUAAUCUUAACCUUUGACUCACUGCUGAUGAAUUGACUAAGUCUAACAGAUUCAUCAAGUCUCCUUUGCUUUUAUGAUACAGGCGUUUAAAAAUAUCCAUUAAUGUGAAUAUUACCUGAAUUCAGUUUGGUGUCUGCCCCACAAUUCGAUCUGCAAAUUUUAUUUUAUUCCCAAGUGGAGAACUUUGAGUAUUUCGGAGAUUUAGGAAGGUGGGAAAGAGAAGCUAAGAUAACACUAACAACUGGAAAUGUUUUGUUGUUAUGGCAUCAAAUUUCCCACAAUGCUGUAUACUAGCAUUUAAAUUUUGAGGACAGCUUAUCUCCAGGGAGCUGAAAAAGAUGGAGAAAAUGGUCUCCUUGCAAUCAUGUGGACACCAACCACAAAAAUAAAGCCCUCGUGUUGUGUUUUUCAUGUCUUUUUUCAGCCCUAUCAGAUCCAAAUGUUAUUAUUGCACUUUUUAAUGUUUGUAAACUUUUACUAAUAAUUAGUGUGAAUUGCAUUCUGAUAUAAUAAUCAUCAUCAUUAGAAGCUACCAGAAUCCUCAUUAAUACUCAUUAAUACUGUUGAUGGCCUCAGCUGUGUUUUGACAUCAUGGUCCUUACAUGGAAAGUUUCUGUGAGCUGUGUAAUCCCUCUGGACAGUAUUAUGAACUCAUAUAUCUGUGGUAAUAAAUAAGGAACCAGUAAUAUGCCAAUGGCUCAUGAAUUACUGGACAAAUAGCAGACAACAGGAAGACCUUUUACGAUAAAGAGCCCACUUAACUGUGCUCCAGGUCUUAGGUACAGUCCCAUGUGAAAUAGCAUAAGCAGAUUUCCCCAGAUAACCUAUUUGGACAUGCCAGCAGCUCAGCCCUCCUUCAUAUGUGCAUCAGGAUGAACUCAUCUGCCUUGCCAGUACUUUUCAAAAGAGAAGGAUGAGGGCAUGGGCAUCGUUUGGUCCUCAAGCCUACACUACUAGAAAACAUGUUAAUAGUGUGAGUCUCUCAGAAAAUAGAAAAAGGAAAAAUUAAGUUUUAGAGUACUUCCUUCUAUCUAACCCAUGAGGGCCCAAAAUGUCCAGUUAAAGUUCAAACAACUCUACCUAUUAGUGGGACAAGAGGUUCCUAAGGCUAUUUUAGACAAUCUCUGCUAGUUCAUUUUAAACAUCCAACCCCAAAACUCAUUUUUUCAAUAUCCUCAUUUACUAUCCUCAUAGCUUUCGUAUGAAUCUAGGCUAAGUUCUCCUCAUCCUUAAAGUGGUGGAAUUCCAAACUGAUUUUAUGUGGUUUUGUAAAGUUUAGGACUAGUGCUGAGUAUAUGUGGAGGGUUGAUAUUCCUAUGUGCUGUAAUAUGAUUAAUGCAUGUGGUGUCAUGCUUGUCUGUGAAUAUAUAAUACUGCUAAAUUGUGAA